ACUCCCCGUUUUGCGACUAUAGUUGUAGGGCAGACCGUACAAUGAACCGUGCCGAUACACAACGACGCCUCAAAAAACGAACGAGAACGACGAUUUAUUUGAACAUAAAUUUUUAAAAAUUACACUUUUUUUUUCUCGAUUACUUAAUAACACAAUUCGUCCAAAUAUAUACGGUGAACGCGUAUUUAUAUCGAGUGAAAUAGAAACGUUUUAAAUAUUAAAAAUAAAUUUUUAAAAAAAGUUGUGAUAUGGACCAUUUUUCAACAGUCAAUGUUUCAACACCAUACGAGGUCGUUCCCUUCAGUUUAAUAUGUCGACUUCCGGUGAAAUCAAUGUGGUUACAUCAUCUUUAGAAUCAAAAAUGGGUACGGUUCAACCAAAAGAAUGCACACAGGAAUUGGUACUAUCGCAAGAAACGGUAGCACAAACGCACGUUGAGGACCAAAGGAAAGAAGAAGAAGAGGAAGGCGAAGAUUCCGCAACGGAAAGUCUGCCACCUCCGCCCGAAGAAUUAAUCGAAGAGCAACAUGAUAGAUCAGAUGGGUCAGACUCCGGUUUGGGGUCGGAACUUUGCGAAGAAAGAACUAGGGUGGUCACAUCAAUGGUGUCCGCCUUGGAAAGUGAUAGCGAAACGUUGUUCUUGGACCGGAUUAACGAGAAUCCAGAAAAACACCAAGUUAAAGAUGGGGUUAAAUUGGAAGAAGAUAAAAUUGAAAAAGAUAUUGGUGCCAUAUUAGAGGAGGCUCAAAAAGGACCACUUAAAAGUAGUUUAAAGCGAAAAUUAUCUACCGAUAUCGAAGAAGAACCUAAAGCCAAGAAAAAGAAAGGAAUAACAUUCGAUAGUGUUACAGUCUAUUAUUUUCCAAGAGCGCAAGGUUUUACUUGUGUACCCUCACAGGGUGGAUCCACGCUUGGUAUGGAAGCACAGCACACCCAUACAAGAAAAUUCACAAUAACUGAACACGCUGUGGAACAACGAAGAAUACAUCGGCAGCUAUUACAACAAUUAAGAAGCGAGAGAAACGUUAACGGCCCAACGCAUUCAUCCAGCGAUGAUAGUGACAGUGAAGAAGAUGCUAGUGAUGUAUCCGAAUCAGAAUUAGAUUUGGACAAUUACUAUUUUCUUCAACCAGUUCCAACGAGACAACGAAGAGCCCUAUUAAGGGCAUCCGGAGUACGUAAGAUUGACGCAUUAGAAAAAGAUGAAUGCAAAGACAUUCGUUCGUCUAGAGAAUUUUGUGGAUGCGGAUGUAAAGUUUACUGUGAUCCAGAUACAUGUUCUUGUAGCCAAGCUGGUAUAAAAUGCCAAGUCGAUCGUUUGAAUUUUCCAUGCGGUUGCUCAAGAGAUAACUGUGGAAAUUCCAGUGGAAGAAUUGAAUUUAACCCGGUUAGAGUACGCACCCAUUUUAUACACACCUUAAUGCGUUUGGAGCUGGAAAAGAAACAAAAUGCGGAAGAAGAAGCUCUUAAAAAUGAUAAAAAUCAUCAUCGGAGAAUUCCUCAUCCCGUCCAAGGAAAUUGGAUGGAUAACGAAAGAUUAUCUUUUGGCACAAAAGAAGUGGUGCAAGAAAAUGUACCCCGGCCUCCUGUGAGAAAUCUCCUACGCGAUGUGGCUCUCACCUCGCACGUUGAGGCGGAAUCUUGCGUACACGAUGGCAGCUUUACAAAUUUACAUUAUGGAGCACCUGGUGAAGGUCCAGGUGGAGGACCAACAAAUUUUGCAGAUUUACCCGCUCGCGAAGAUUCUUUAGAUCUGUACACGUUCCGCGAAGACUGUUACCAAGAGGAUUGCAAACGAAUUCAAGCGCAAACGUUCCACUUUGGAACGGACUUCCAAAACGGAACGCACACGUACCCAAACGAACAAUACACCCAACCGUACCAAGCAACUUUCCCCGAAUUCAACCAAGUUUACAACCCAUAUAACGGGAAUAUGUACCAAGAAUAUUCUAAACCAAUCGAAACUAACGGACAACAAAACUUUCAACAAACCAGCGGUUACGAUCAUUUCCCGCAGGGCGAAGGCUUUAAUUGUGACAAAGGGAACCAAUACACCAAUUUAAGUCCAGUUAAUGCUGGCACAAAACUAGAAUCAUUUUCCGAACUGUUACAUGGAAGGUACGGUGGUUAUGGUUAUGAAGAUGAAACGCCGUUUAUUACGGCUACGCACCAAGAGACCAAUCUUGAAAGUACUACUUCGGAACAGGAAAAGUGCGACGAAAAAUGUACAGCGGGGGAUGAGUGCGACGAAAACUUUGGGGAGAUAAUAAAAAAGUCGAUGGUUGAAACUGUUUCGGCUUAAAAACUCCUAAAACUAUUUAAAUAUAAAAUAUUCGUAAAUAUUAUUAUUAUAUUAUAAUUAUUAUUACGUUCCAGU
Onthophagus taurus is the source of this 2377-nucleotide messenger RNA. RefSeq names its product AXIN1 up-regulated 1 (gene Axud1). NCBI's taxonomy places the organism in Eukaryota, Metazoa, Arthropoda, Insecta, Coleoptera, Scarabaeidae. Gene Ontology annotation, cellular component: nucleus. Gene Ontology annotation, molecular function: DNA-binding transcription factor activity, RNA polymerase II-specific; sequence-specific DNA binding. Gene Ontology annotation, biological process: regulation of transcription by RNA polymerase II. The record is from RefSeq and is a predicted model, not a curated record.